CUCGUAGCACUUUAGCUCCAGAGAAAAAGCAAGCGUCAACCGAGACGGGGCGAAGAAGAGCACGAAUCUUAUUUGUUUGCCAAAGUGGGCAAUAUUCUGGGUGUGGCAGUGUUAGGUGUGACCACUACCCUUAGCUCCGCGAUUAGUUUUUUAGAUUUAAUUUGGAUUGGAUUGUCAAACGUGUUGUUUUUUUCUUACGAGAGACGUUUCCCUUUGCAUUUAGCUUGUUAGCUAGCCUGCGGUUAGCUAAAGCUUUCAACAGAAGCACAAGAAAACCCCAAAUUUAAGCUUUUUACCUCAGGAUUGUCACCCAGCUCAAACACUAUGACAUCACGGAAGAAAGUACUACUCAAAGUCAUUAUUCUUGGAGAUUCUGGGGUUGGGAAGACCUCUUUGAUGAACCAGUAUGUGAAUAAGAAGUUCAGCAACCAGUACAAAGCCACAAUAGGUGCUGAUUUCUUGACAAAAGAAGUUAUGGUGGACGACAGACUUGUCACAAUGCAGAUUUGGGACACAGCUGGACAGGAGAGAUUUCAGUCCCUUGGUGUUGCAUUCUACCGAGGAGCAGACUGCUGCGUCCUGGUGUUUGAUGUGACUGCACCUAACACCUUCAAGACGCUGGACUCCUGGCGUGAUGAGUUCUUGAUCCAAGCCAGCCCACGAGACCCUGAAAACUUUCCUUUUGUGGUGCUGGGCAACAAGAUUGAUUUGGAGAACAGACAGGUAACAACUAAAAGAGCACAGGCUUGGUGUCAAAGCAAGAACAACAUCCCUUACUUUGAAACCAGUGCUAAAGAAGCAAUCAAUGUGGAGCAGGCCUUUCAGACAAUUGCACGUAAUGCUCUUAAACAGGAGACUGAAGUGGAGCUGUACAACCCUGAUUUCCCAGAGCCGAUCAAACUGGACAGAAACGAUCGCGCAAAGCCUUCAUCAGAACCAUGCAGCUGUUGAGGACUCAGAAGAUCCUUUGGGCACAGCCCUGACAACCCUGUCUUGCCUUGUCUAUAUUACCUUUCCCAUGGCCCACUGUGUUAACCCCUAAUGCUCAACCGUACAAGCAGCAUCUCAGUCAUAGAGAAUAUUACUCUAAACUCAAACACAUGCUGCACCCACUUACAUAAAAAUCAUUUUCUAGAAAAAGAGUCCCUUAGCCCAAAGACACCUGGAGGAGACAUGAUGGCAUUUGCUUGUACGAUGCUUUUGACUUUCCAGUGUUUCACGUUCAAAGCAGUGGUGGUUUGAGCUAAUCUCAGUUUCAUGUAUGCGCAUACCUUUGGUUCUAACUGCUUUUAUUUUGAUGCUUUAUUGUGGUAAAUCUAAGCAUAAUCUAAACAUUGUCUCUUUUCAUGUGCUUAUAAGUCAAGUUAUACUACUAAUGUCAUUUUUAAAAUAUUUUCUUUGGUAGUGGUGGUUGAUUUCAUGCUCUCAAGCCCAUCACUGCUGGAUGAAUGGAGGAAACACUGCAGCCCUCUCCUUAUACUCAUUUGUGUUGUGGCUUAAACUUGUUUCACAAUAAUGUGCACUUGUUACCAUACCUCACCCCCUUUUUAAAUAAAUCAAUACUUAAGAUACAGGGAAACAAUACAGACUUAGGCCGAAGGUGCAUUUACCUGCCACCUGCUAAUUGAUACAUUUGUAGAUGAGAUUUGUCAUGUAGAUUUCACUGACUUUUUUGCACUUAGCUCUCAACUACAAAAGCUAAAGAAAUGUUUAGGCAUCUUGAGCCACAAAAUGCAUCAUUGUAGCUCAGGUUGAGUGUUCUGUGUGAAAACAUCAUCUCCCAGAUAAAGUGUUGGUACACCAUUUAACUCCCAGUGAGCAUGUCAUUCUACUUAUCUUGGGAGAAGAUAAAGAAGUUAGCACUAUUUUAAAUAGUAGUUACUUUAUUCUGUCAUCUAUUGCAACUCUUUGUUUCAAACCUCUCAAUCAUUUUUAUUAGAGAAGCAAACAGCGUCUCCAUAUCUGUCUCUGCCAUCUGCUUGUGUUGGCAAUGUAAGUGCUUGACUUUUCUUUCACUGUAUGUUUAUGUUAUGUUGGAAAUUCAUUAUAGAUACCAUACUGUAAAAUAAAAAAAAAAUGGGGGAAAGUACUGGCAUUGAUCAUUAUACUAUUAAUAUGAUAAAUGCAUAGCAUCUACUUGUAUGAAAUGUCUGCGUUUCAAGUGAUGAGGGUAAUAAAAGUCUUAAAAAAGGA
Boleophthalmus pectinirostris (great blue-spotted mudskipper) is the source of this 2193-nucleotide messenger RNA. It is a transcript of the gene rab7a, whose product is annotated as RAB7a, member RAS oncogene family. The record is from RefSeq and is a predicted model, not a curated record. Gene Ontology annotation, molecular function: GTPase activity; GTP binding. The coding region runs from base 325 to 951 and encodes 208 amino acids. The transcript has 6 exons. Gene Ontology annotation, cellular component: lysosome; phagocytic vesicle; late endosome. Gene Ontology annotation, biological process: phagosome-lysosome fusion; endosome to lysosome transport. NCBI's taxonomy places the organism in Eukaryota, Metazoa, Chordata, Actinopteri, Gobiiformes, Gobiidae.